Molecule: messenger RNA, 3930 nt
Organism: Lolium rigidum
Lineage: Eukaryota; Viridiplantae; Streptophyta; Magnoliopsida; Poales; Poaceae
Product: putative disease resistance protein RGA3
Exons: 4
Coding region: 370-3432 (1020 amino acids)
Biological process (GO): defense response to other organism
Molecular function (GO): ADP binding; ATP hydrolysis activity
Source: RefSeq, a predicted model, not a curated record
GGGCAGCAGGUCGUAACCAUCAGGCCUACAGCUAGGGGUCGAGCGGCUGGACAGAUCGGCAAGUGUGCCGUUGCGGUCGCCGCCUCCCUGUUGCAGACCCUAGCCCUGCUGCCGCUCGUAGUUCGUCUCUCCGUGCAGGUAUAGCAGCAUGGUUUUCUAUUCUCAAUUGUCAGCCUUCCGAGAUCUAAAAAGUAGCUCUGGGCCUAUCAUCCGAGCAGAUGCGUCUUCAAGAUGAUCACUGUCGAUUCUUAUUUCUCGAAGGGUUUUCCUUUCUGGAAAAGUGGUUUGCAAGCCUUCAAUCUUCGCAGUGCCCCGAAACAGCUCACCUGGUGUUUUUGGUGAAUCUCCCGCGCUGAGUUUAUCUUACCUAUGGCAGCCAUACUAGAAUCUUUGCUUGGAUCAUGUGCCACAAAGUUGCAAAAUAUCAUUAGUACUGAGGCCAUACUAAUCCUAGGGGUGGAAAAAGAGCUUGCAGAAGUGUUGCGUCAAGUGGAAAUCAUACGGUGUUGCAUAUAUGAUGCUGAGAAAAGGAGGACAAAAGAGCUAGUAGUAAAAAAUUGGCUUGGUCAACUGAGAGAUGCUAUCUAUGAUGUUGAUGAAAUCUUGGACGUGGCUAGAUGUAAAGGAAGUAAGCUAGUGCCUGACCAUCUUUCAUCAUCAUCAAGCAAAUCAACCGCAUUUAAAGGCCUUUCAGUUUCCUCUUUCUUUUGUAACAUCGGGUCACGUCGUGAUGUUGCUGUUCGGAUUAGAAGCCUCAACAAAAAGAUAGAGAAAAUCUUAAAGGACACAAUAUUUUUAACAUUCAACGGUAGUACACAACCUAUUGAAAAUGGCCGAAAAUCCAAACUAAUAAGAAGUUCCAACCUUGUUGAACCCAACCUAGUGGGAAAGGAGAUCACACAUUCUUGCAGGAAGUUGGUGGACUUAGUGCUUGAACGUAAGGAAAAUAAGUCUUACAAGCUCGCUAUUGUUGGAACCGGAGGAGUUGGUAAGACAACACUAGCUCAGAAAAUAUACAAUGACCAAAAAAUAAAAGGAAGCUUCGAGCUACAGGCAUGGAUUUGUGUUUCACAAGACUACAAUGAAGUAACUCUUCUGAAAGAGGUUCUACGAAAUAUUGGUGUGUAUCAUGAGCAAGGUGAAAGCAUAGCAGAGCUGCAGAGAAAACUUGCAGAAAAAAUUGAAGGAAAGAGUUUCUUUCUGGUUUUAGAUGAUGUGUGGCGUUCCAAUGUAUGGUCCGAUUUAUUAAGACCUCCAUUACACGCAGCAGCGGCAGGCGUAAUAUUAGUAACCACACGAGAUGAUCAAAUUGCAAUGAGAAUAGGCACACAACAUACCCAUAAAGUUGAUCUCAUGUCAGAAGAGGUGGGAUGGGAGCUACUUUGGAAGAGCAUGAACAUUGACGAAGAGAAAGAGGUGCAAACUUUAAGGAACACAGGGAUUAAGAUUGUUCAUAAAUGUGGUCGCCUCCCUCUCGCAAUAAAGGUUACCGCUGGUGCUUUGGCAAGCAGAGAUCUAACGGAGAAUGAGUGGAAAAAGUUUUUGGGCAAAUAUGCAGGCUCCCAGAGCAUGCUCUCUGAUGAAAUAGAAGGAGCUCUGUAUUUAAGCUAUGAUGAGUUACCGCAUCGUUUGAAGCAGUGUUUCCUUUAUUGUGCUCUGUAUACUGAAGAUUCUAUCAUUCACCGUGGUGUAAUUACCAAGCUAUGGAUCGCCGAAGGCUUCGUGGAGGAGCAACAAGGCCAACUACUAGAAGAAAUUGCAGAAGAGUACUACUAUGAGCUAAUCCAUCGGAAUCUUCUCCAUCCAGACAACACAUUUUUUGAGCUGACUGAAUGCAAAAUGCAUGACAUCUUAAGACAGCUUGCAUUAAAUCUAUCAAGAGAAGAAUGUUUCAUUGGAGAUGUUGAAACAUUAAGGGGUGAAAAUAUAUCUAAACUGCGGCGUGUUACUGCUGUCACAGAGAAGGAUAAAUUAGUAUUUCCUACCAUGGAUAAGGUUGAAGUUAAGGUGAGGACUUUCAUAACUGUUCCUGGUCCACGGAGAAUUGAGGAUACAUUGUUCAAGAGAUUUCUUCUUCUUCGUGUUUUGGUAUUGAAUUACUCACUUGUACAAAGCAUACCACAUUACAUAGGAAAACUGAUACAUCUACGACUACUGAAUCUAGAUUAUACUGGCAUAUCGUAUAUUCCGGAAUCCAUUGGCUCCCUAAAAAAUCUUCAAGUAUUGAACUUAAAAGGUUGUCAUGCUUUGCAUAGUCUUCCUUCAGCGGUGACCCAGUUGUGCAGUUUAAGAUCUCUUAAUCUUAUUAGUACAGAAAUAAAUCAGGUUCCAAAAGGGAUAGGAAAACUGAAGUUCCUCACUGAAUUACAUGGAUUUCCUGUUGGUGAUGGACGUGAUAAUGGUAAUUCCCUUCAUGGAUGGAAGUUGGACGAGUUGUCUUCCUUGCCACAAAUAAGAUUUCUCCGUCUGGCUAAAUUAGAAAGAGCGGCUCAUAAUAGUACAAAUGCAGUACUGAAAGACAAAAAUCAUCUAAAAGAACUAGUACUAUCGUGGACUGAGCAUGGAGAGGGAUCAUAUUCAGAAGAAGAUGUUAGCAAUACUGAGGAUGUCAUUGAGCAGCUAAUUCCUCCGAGCAAUCUGGAAAACCUAGCUAUUAAUCGAUUCUUUGGUCGGCGGUAUCCCACCUGGUUUGGCACCACCUCUUUGUCUUCAUUAAUACACUUGCACCUGAAAGAUUUCAAAUUAUGUGUGGAUCUUCCGCCAAUUGGGCAGCUACCCAACUUGAAAUUUCUGAAAAUUGAGAGAGUGUAUGCUGUUACCAAGGUUGGACCUGAAUUUGUGGGCUGCAGAAAGGGUGAUCCCGUAUGCAAUGAGUUGGUUGCUUUCCCUAAACUUGAAUGGUUGGUCAUCAAGGAUAUGCCAAACUGGGAGGAGUGGUCCUUUUUUGAUAAUGAAGAAGCAGUUGCUGCUGCUGAUGGAGGGGGAGGGGAUGUACCUGUUGAGAUCCUAGAAGAGGAUGCCCAAUCUGCAAGACUGCAAAUGUUGCCUCGUCUGGUGGUGUUGGGACUCUACAAUUGCCCGAAGCUGAGAGCUCUACCGCGACAGCUUGGGGAGGAUACCACCAGCUUGAAGAAGCUCAAAUUAAUUGGGACAAGUAACUUGAAGGACGUGGAGAAUUUCCCACUGCUCUCCGAGCUCAUUAUUAAGAACUGUGAAUGCCUUGAGAGGAUCUCCAACCUCCCUCAAGUGUCAGAACUGCGUGUACAUGGUUGUCUAAACUUGAGCUAUAUAGAAGGGUUGGGAAGUUUGCGGCAACUAUGGCUGGGUGGGGAUAUGCAAGAGAUCUCUUCUCGCUUGGUGCCUGGGCUUCAAAAGCAGCACCAGCGACUUCAUGGCGAAGACCUGGAUGUCUACACGCUGUCUACCAGUUAGAUGCAUGGAAACAGAAGCACAAGGACUGAUGGCGCAGUUUAGUUGGACGGAUGAAGCGCGCAUUAGGAAGCCUAUCAAUGCUAAAGAUGUGCAUGUCCUUGAUGUGUAGUCAGCUGGUGAAGGAAGUGUCCUGUUUUUCUUUUGGGCAGGUGCCCUGGAUCUGAAGACGUGCAAGCCUAUGAACGCUAGGUUCUGAAUUUGAUGGGUCCGGAGGCCUUUGCUGUACUGAACUGAACCUGGGGCUGGAGUGGAGGCCUUUACAAACAGGAGCAUAACUUCAUGUCACUGUCUCCAGCUUUGUAAGGGAUUCUUUUUAGUAAUUGACUGGUCAUAUUUGCGCACCUAGGAUGAUUUGGGGAUUCAUUUCUCCACUAGCAUUUUGUAUUUUUGGUCUGUAAACAUGUGUUCCACUGUUCCUGUAAAACAUGUUUGACUGGAAAUCAUACCCGACCAUAUAUAAAAACCGGUUGUUGCAGGAAGAUGGUGCACCUGCAGAAA